Messenger RNA from Hevea brasiliensis (rubber tree), 2423 nucleotides. Its product is annotated as protein SIEVE ELEMENT OCCLUSION B-like. NCBI's taxonomy places the organism in Eukaryota, Viridiplantae, Streptophyta, Magnoliopsida, Malpighiales, Euphorbiaceae. The transcript is spliced from 11 exons. Bases 90 to 2423 code for a protein of 777 amino acids. Gene Ontology annotation, biological process: phloem development. The record is from RefSeq and is a predicted model, not a curated record.
CCAGACUUGGUCUUCCGUCUCCGACUCUCUCCGUAAAUUUUCCAUAUAAUAACCCUCCUUCCACAUAUCCACACCCUAAUCUUGCAAACAUGUCUUGGUUAUCCAACGUUUCCUCGCUGAAGCAGCAAGUGACUGCUCAAGUGACUCAAGGUCUCCUUUCGGCUCCGAAACUAUUGGAGUCCGAUUAUGAUGCAAUAAUUAAGAAAGUUCAAGAAACCCAUAAACCUCAGGGCCGCCAAGUUGAUAACCUUGACGGUUUAUUCAGCAUCAUUGGCAAAAUCUUGCUUCAUGACAAUCCCAAAAGUGAUCAUGAUGUUACAAAUGAAAAAUCCAUAGUGCAUGAAGUACCGGCUUCCCUCAUAAACAAAAUCUGCUGCAAGCUAGCGUGCAAUUGCACGGAUAGAGAUGCGGAAGAAACAACUAUGACGAUUCUCGAAAAAGAACUUCAAAACUAUCUGUGGGAUGAAAAGCUGGUUAUUGUGGCAGCUGCUUUUGCAGUGAAUUAUGGUGAAUUUUAUCUGCUUACUCAGCUUGACACUCCAGAUCCAGUUGCCAAGAAUAUGGCUUUCCUUAAGCAGCUGCAAUUCAUCAAGGAAAUUGGCAGUGCAUCCCAAAAUCUCUCUGGAGCAAUUAAUGAGCUUAUCCACGCCAUAAUGACUGUAAUCAAAUGUGUUCUCCAGUUCAGUGUUCUAGAUCCUAAGUAUUUUGAAGCUGAAGAACAACCAUCUGCCCCGACUGAAAUAGCCAGAGCUACCUACUGGACGAUUCAUAGUGUUGUGACCUGCGGCUCUUAUAUUGCUAAACUUGUUGGGUUGAGAAAUCAGAACACCAUGGCAGAAAUGACAUCGCGACUGAAAACGCUGGCUUCUAAAGUUAGUAGCAUGCAGAAAGUCCUGCAAGUUAAAAUUUCUCAUCGCAAACAUGAAAUUGAAACUUACAAGUGGCUCAUCAAUCGUUUCAACACAUACCAAGACCAUACCAUCCUCAGCGACUUAUUUGACGUCGAGGGUGGGAAGACAGCCCUUGUGGUAGGCCAUGACAACAAGAAAGAGGUCGAUAUUAAUUCGCUAAAGGGUUCCAACGUGUGGCUGCUCAUAUCUGGUCCUGGUGCCUGUCAUGCAGAAAUGAAGACUCUUACUAAAUUGUACCUAAAACUGCAAACCAAGGAGCAGAAUAGGUAUCAUAUAGUGUGGCUUCCAAUUGUGGACGAGUUCAAUGAACGCGAGUUUUCGUCAUUGCAAUCCCUGAUGCCUUGGUACACAGUGCGAAAUCCUAAAAUCAUCAAACCAGUGGCCAUUAGGUACAUCAGGGAGGUAUGGAAAUUCACAAAUGAGACAAUUCUGGUGCCACUGCUUCCAAAGGACAUGCAAAAUCCCUUACCCCUCAAUCUGCAGAUAACCCUGGAUCUACUUCUCGGAGGAAUUUAUCCAGAAGAUUCGGUAAAGAAUUCCACAAAGAUCACCAUAGAUUUGGUUUAUGUGAGCAAGAACAAUGCCAUCGAUCAUUACAACAACGCCAUUUUCGAUUUCAUCACGGCAAAGAAGGUUGGUGGAUACUGGAAAGCUGAUGAAACACACAGUUGGCACUUUUGGACCCGAUUGGAAAGCAUCUUUUCUUGGGGGAUAAGAGAUGGCAAGAAUGCUAAAGAAAACGAUACCAUGAGAGAUGUCAUGUCUUUGCUAAGCUUCAAUGGCAGCUACAAGGGAUGGGCUGUGUUUGGUCAAUUAGGAUCAUCUCAUAAAGUGGUGAAAGCCACAGGAGAAGUCGUUCUGGAUGUGUUGUUAAGGAUAAAUAACUGGUGGAAAGCUGGCACGAACGUUGAUUCUUUUAUGCUAGCACUCAACCAACAGAUCGAACAACAUCUUAAGGUCCAAAAACACCAUUGUUAUCACAUUGUUCUCCCCAUCACUGUUCCAAGGGUCCCAGAUGAGAUGAUGAUAUGCGCAAUUUGUGAUCGUAAAAUGGGCAAGUACCUGAUGUACCGUUGCUACUGGAUGAUUAACCAGUCUCCAUAUAAGUAUGUGCUUGUGUGUAUGUUAAGUCUAGCUCUACACGAGCUAAAGAAGGGAAAGAUGCAGGAGCUUCCUAAGUUGCAAGCUGCAUUGAUCCUUGUUAGGAUGAGAAACUUUGUACAAUCUGUUGAUAUUGAAGCAUGGCAAAGAAUUGUUAAAGGUCCUAAAAUUCCAUUAGAAUUACAUACUGAUGGUCAUAGAGAAAAACUUGAAGAGGAAUAUAAUGAACUUGAUUGGAAGAAAUUUUCUUCAAAUGCUAAAGCUUUAAAUAUUCUUCAUAGUGCACUUGAUGCAACUGAAUAUAACUGUAUUUCAAGUUGCACAUCUCCAAAAGAAGUGUGGGAUAAACUUAAAGUCGCUUAUGGGGGGACUAAUCAAGUGAAGGAAUUAAAAGCCAAUAGACUUGUUUGA